Capsaspora owczarzaki ATCC 30864 is the source of this 1699-nucleotide messenger RNA. Its product is annotated as chaperonin containing TCP1. Gene Ontology annotation, molecular function: ATP hydrolysis activity; ATP-dependent protein folding chaperone; ATP binding. Gene Ontology annotation, biological process: protein folding. Lineage: Eukaryota; Filasterea; Ministeriida; Capsasporidae. The transcript has 4 exons. The coding region runs from base 70 to 1644 and encodes 524 amino acids. The record is from RefSeq and is a predicted model, not a curated record. Gene Ontology annotation, cellular component: chaperonin-containing T-complex.
UCUAAACUCACACUCACUCACACUCACUCUGGCUGCUGGACUCCCAAACCAUCAGACACACAAAACAAAAUGGCAAAGGAAGCAAAGUUCCAGGAGAACGAAAAGUCCAACGACGUCCGCACGAGCAACAUUACUGCCGCCAAGGGCAUUGCAGAUGCUGUGCGCACGUCGCUCGGCCCGCGCGGCAUGGACAAGAUGAUCCAGUCGGCCACGGGCGAGGUCACCAUCACCAACGACGGCGCGACCAUCCUCAAGCAGAUGCAGGUGCUCCACCCCGCCGCCAAGAUGCUCGUCGAGCUCUCCAAGGCCCAGGACAUUGAGGCUGGUGACGGCACCACCUCGGUCGUCGUGCUGGCGGGCGCGCUGCUCGCCGCUGCACAGCGCCUGCUCGCCAAGGGCAUCCACGCGUCCACCAUCUCGACCUCGUUCGCCAAGGCCGUCGCCAAGGCCGUCGAGAUCCUCACCAACAUGUCCAUUCCGCUCGAGCUGACCGAUCGCGAGCAGCUCCUCAAGGCCGCCUCCACGUCGCUCAACUCGAAGGUUGUCUCGCAAAACUCGGCCCUGCUUUCGCCCAUCGCCGUCGAUGCCGUGCUGCGCGUCGUCGACCCCGCCCACUCGCACAACGUUGAUCUGCGCGACAUUAAGAUUGUCAAGAAGCUCGGCGGCACUGUCGACGAGAGCGAGCUCAUUGACGGCCUCGCCUUCACCCAGCGCGUCCAGGCCGCCUCUGGCGAGGCUGUCACCCGCGUCGAGAAGGCCAAGAUUGGUCUGAUUCAGUUCUGCCUCUCGGCACCCAAGACCGACCUCGAGAACCAGGUCAUUGUUUCGGACUACUCGCAGAUGGACCGCGUCCUUCGCGAGGAGCGACAAUACAUUCUCAACAUGGUCAAGCAGAUCAAGAAGGCAGGCUGCAACGUGCUGCUCGUCCAAAAAUCCAUCCUCCGAGACGCCGUCAACGACCUCUCCCUCCACUUCCUCGCCAAGAUGAAGAUCAUGGUCAUCACCGAAAUUGAGCGCGAUGAGAUUGAGUUUAUCUGCAAGACGGUCGGCUGCAAGCCCAUUGCCUCGCUCGACCACUUUACUGCCGAGCGUCUCGGCUCUGCCGAGCUUGUUGAGGAAGUCUCCACUGGCGACUCCAAGAUUGUCAAGGUCACUGGCGUCCCCGCCAACUCGCGCACCGUCUCCGUCCUCGUCCGUGGCUCCAACAAGCUUGUCAUCGAGGAGGCCGACCGUUCGCUGCACGAUGCUCUUUGCGUCAUCCGAUGCCUGGUCAAGAAGCGCGCUCUCAUUGCUGGUGGCGGCGCUCCCGAGAUCCAAAUGUCCCACGAGCUGACCGAGUACGCCAACUCGCUUGAGGGCAUGGACUCGUACUGCAUUCGCGAGUUUGCCCAAGCGUUGGAGGUCAUCCCCUUCACGCUCGCUGAGAAUGCCGGUCUUAACCCGAUCUCGGUCGUCACCGAGCUCCGAACCCGCCACGCUCAAGGCGAGAAGACUGCUGGCAUCAACGUUCGCAAGGGCACGAUCACCAACAUUCUCGAGGAAAACGUCAUUCAACCGCUGCUUGUUUCCAUCAGCUCGAUCACUCUUGCCUCCGAGACUGUGCGCGCAAUCCUCAAGAUCGACGACAUUGUUGCAACUCGUUAACAGCAUGUAUCAUUUUUGUUUCUUUGGAGUACAAUACAGUUUUUCACAAACAGAA